UUUCAUUUCGCUAAAAGAUCGGCUUUUCAGUAACAUAUUUCAGGUUUUUCCGAAUAAUUUACCUUCAAAGUAUUAAAAUGUUUUCCUAAAAACUACAAAAAUACAAUUGUACCGUCUUGAAAAAAUAUUUUUUGGAAUUCUAAAUUACAAGAUAAAAAUCAACCAUGAGUGCAAACAUGAAACCAGUGAAUCCACCUCCUCAGCAAUUUUCAUUAGUACCGAAGAUCAUCAAUGGCGGUAUCGCGGGUAUUGUCGGGGUGUCGGUCGUGUUUCCGCUCGAUCUGGUCAAGACACGCUUACAGAAUCAAACAGUGGGACCCAGCGGAGAGAAGCAAUAUAAGAGCAUGUUGGAUUGCUUCAAGAAGACAUACGCAGCGGAGGGCUACUUCGGAAUGUAUCGCGGCUCAGCCGUGAACAUUAUAUUGAUAACGCCCGAGAAAGCGAUCAAACUCGCCGCAAACGACAUGUUCCGACACUACCUCACUUUAUCUGACGGGUCAUUGCCAGUAUUCCGUCAGAUGGUUGCCGGUGGCUUGGCGGGAGCUUGCCAAAUCGUGAUAACCACGCCAAUGGAACUCCUCAAAAUUCAGAUGCAGGACGCUGGAAGGAUUGCCGCUCAAGCCAAAGCAGAGGGCCGCACGAUACAGCGCACCACGGCUCUAGAGCUGACGAAGAAGUUGCUACGCGAACGCGGUAUAUUCGGCCUGUACAAGGGAGUGACGGCGACGGCCGCCCGGGACGUGUCCUUCAGCGUUGUGUACUUUCCGUUGUUCGCGACCCUCAACGACCUCGGACCUAAGGAGGGGCCCGGCGGUCAUACACCGUUCUGGUGGUCGUUCAUAUCAGGUUGUGCUGCUGGCUCCACAGCAGCGUUAGCUGUAAACCCCAUGGACGUGGUGAAGACUCGCAUGCAGACCCUCACCAAGGGAAGCGGAGAGAGGCAAUACACCUCCAUCAUGGAUUGUGUUACGAAAACUUUGAAAUACGAAGGUCCGACUGCCUUUUUCAAAGGCGGCGCUUGCCGUAUGAUUGUGAUCGCCCCGCUGUUCGGUAUCGCUCAGGCUGUGUAUUACGUUGGGAUCGCCGAAUAUCUGCUCGGUCUCAAGUAAAAAGUUCCAACUCUCAAGUGGCCAUUUUGAGUUCCUAUCGUGUUUUAAGUUGCUGAUGUUUGCAAUAUGGCUUUUUUUUGUUACAUUGGCAACACUGCAGAAGAUUUUUUUUGAACCUGAAUCAUGAAAUCCUGGAGUUAUAUGAAUUAAAUUUAAAAAAAAAACACUAUUUUAUGUUAUGUUAUUCAUAAUAUUAUUCAUUGAUAUUGAAUAAAUAGGUAAUGGUUAGAUAGUGAAAUAGCGAAGUACUUAACUUCCGAGGGAAAAUACUCAUUUAUUCAAACUACAUUGUCUCAUUAUAAAACAUCAUUAUUUAAAGUGUUUGAAGUUUACAAAAGAAAAAAAAUGAAUUUUAACUGCAAAGAUGUUAAUUUGAUUGUAUAUUUAUGUAUUGUUUAAAUAAAGACAUUAUUUGUAAAAAAAAUUGAAGUAAGCUUACAAACGUUAUUUUAGCUCAACUAAUUGUUAUUAUUUUUUUGUUUUAAGUACUCCAAAAAAAUGCUAAGUGAUAUUUCUUAUAAUUUAUUUUAUUUCUAAUACGUUUAUUAUAAAUGUACUUUUAUAAUGUUGUUUUUCGUUAUUGAUAUAAUAUUUUAAGAAAUGACUCAUGACUACUUUAUUUAAAUAAAAAAAAAUGACACUUGUGUUCGUAAGUUUAUUAUUUAAACAAAUAUGGACAAGAAAAUGUUAUGUAGCACGUACAUCUAUUUAUUUGCUAGUCUCUCAGAUUAUUUCUGCAUUUAAUUAUUGAAAUGCUGUUUUGUUUCAUAAUUUCAAUGUAUUUGGCUUAUAAGAAAACAAUGUAAUUGAAUUACUAUGAUGACAAUAAAUAUGUAAUGAAACAUUAUUAUAUAGAAAUAUACUUACUUAUUAAGUAUACUUACCUAUUGUUAUGAUAAAAUAUAUCUAUAAAUGUUGUACUAUUAUAAAAAAGGUCAAUUUGUAGAUAGUGAAAAUUAAUGUUUCAAAAUUGCUUUUUUUUUCAGUUUUCUUAUAGUUUAAGGAUUAAUUUGUGAUACUAACAUGGAGUGAUUCAUAUAAAAUUUAACUAGAAAAUGUGUAGUUAUGUAACUCUACUUCAUAAAAGUUUUUCAAGACAAUUACAAAUUAUUUUAGUUUCGCUAGUAUCAAAUGUGUUCAUAACCUCCCAAAUGUUAUAUAUUUUACACAAUUAAUAUCAAUAACAUUUGACGACGUAUAGGUAUUUAAAGUUUGAGAAUAUUAUUAAUUUUGUCUUUUUUUUCCUAACAUUUAUUAGUUUGUGAGCAACAAGGAAUAAUUUUGGAAAUUUAAAGGUCAUAGAGAAUAAUUUUAAUCUAAUUAAACUUCUUGUUGUUUGGAAUGUAAUAACAUCGUUAUGUUGGUCGAAUAAUUAAAUUAUUUUGAAACACUUUAAAGAAAAUUAAAAGAUGUGCUAUAAACUUCUUACGUAAUUUUCAAACGCACGCUUUACCUGCCGUCCCUAUCCUCUGCGACAUAACCUUUUAUUAUUAAGUUAUGCUUAAAUUAAUAAAGAUCAAAUUAUGCUAUAUGGAUAUCGUGUCAAUUAAAUAUAUACGGAGUGGAUUAGAAUUUCUUUUUUGUUUCAUAAUUACUAAACAAGAAUUAAUUGAAUACAUUUAUAUGCAUAUUAUAACAUCACAUAAAACCUCCAAACAGCAGCUGCACAAUUAUGUGUUGAUUGCAUCUUAAAUAAAGCCUACAAAUAACACGGCUAUGUUAUUUUAAUGAAAAGUUUUUUCACAAUCGCUCUACCCAAACAUAAUAUUUUCUGUAGGUACUUGUAUUUAAGACAGUAAUAUUUGUCAAAUAAGUGUGUGAUUGUAAAACCUUUAAAACGUGUGUCAAAAUAAAUCUUUAACGUAAAAUGUUUCGAUGUUCUAAAAUCAUUGAAUUCCAUUUGUUGUUGUUGUUAUGCUUAGUAGAGUAACAAACCAGGCUUUGAAAUAAUUUUAGAUGAAUGUUAAUGAUGUUACUGCAGUAAAAUAUCUGUUGUAUGUGAA
Molecule: messenger RNA, 3112 nt
Organism: Bombyx mandarina (wild silkworm)
Lineage: Eukaryota; Metazoa; Arthropoda; Insecta; Lepidoptera; Bombycidae
Product: mitochondrial glutamate carrier 1
Biological process (GO): aspartate transmembrane transport; L-glutamate transmembrane transport; malate-aspartate shuttle
Molecular function (GO): L-glutamate transmembrane transporter activity; L-aspartate transmembrane transporter activity
Source: RefSeq, a predicted model, not a curated record